CUGUCGCUCGGCAGCUAUUUCCAGCUCCCUCAAGCAGCCCAGUCUGUUUGUAAACUCCACCGCUCUCUGUCUCUCUUUCUCUCGCUCUCUUUCGCGCUCCCUCACUUUCUCUAUCUCUGGAUCUCACACGCUCCCCACCCAGCGGGGUAAGGUGUGGGCAUUCAGGAAAAAAACAGAGAGGCUGGUCCAGGUUCACUUUGAGAUGUGCGGUGCGGCGUGUUUGGACGACUCGGCUGACGGUUGAUGAGAGGACGAAAGGCUGGAGCUUUCUCUUUCCUUCUGAUCUGUGGUACAGCUUUCUCACGUGUUUGGUUGCUGUAUCGUUCUCUUCGUACCCUCGCCGUUAUUCCGUGCCUUUUGUCACUUCUUAAGGACUGUAUGCCAUCAAGCUGUGGAGUUACUGCCGGCUGAAUUGAGAUCCGCGUCAGAUACCUUCAUGCCUUUACAGGAUCUUAAGUCAGGAGACUGACAGCUUUUUGUCUCACUUUGUGGCUGUUUUAUGGGGAAUUGAACUCAGAAGGUGAGCAAUAUGAUUGAAGCUGCUGUCAGUGGGCAGACUGAGUGAAUGCAGAGAGUAAAAAGAGAGGAUUUACUCUCGCCAUAUGAGCCGUAUUUACAUGGAAACGUGGGACUAACGUGGGACUAAAAGAAGCAGCGUUCGCAGCGUUCUCAUUCCCAGUUCUUCAGGACGUGCUCUAUUGGUUCUUUAUUUCUUCAUUCAAAUGCUGACUGACUUUGCGAUUCACCCAUCAGAGUAUCUGUUAGUGUGUGGGCGGUGGCACUGCCCGGCGCGACUGGCAUGCUUCUAAAGCCAACAGUGCCGGGGCUGUGCGCCAUGUUGCAGACCAUCUACGAGACCGAAUCCUGCUUCUCUUCAGACAGCACAACCGGCACCAACAUGCCCAGCACUGUGGUGGAGGUGAAGAGCUCGCUGCCUUCGGGCAUGCAGAGUCCAGUCAGCGGAGGCGUUGGAGAGCAGGGCGGCGGAGGUAAAAGCGGAGGCGGAGGUCCGGUAGAUUUACGCACGACCCCGAGUCUCAGCACUCUGAGCGUGAUGGACCCAUCGAUGAGGGAGCAGCAGCUCCAACACGAGCUGCUUCUGCUCAAACAGCAACAGGAGCUGCAGAAACAGCUGCUCUUUGCAGAGUUUCAGAAACAACAUGAAGUUCUCACACGCCAGCACGAGGUCCAGCUGCAGGAGCACCUCAAGCAGCAGCAGGAGUUAUUGGCGGCAAAGCGUCAACAGGAGUUGGAUCAGAAGAGGAAGCUGGAGCAGCAGAGACACGAGGAGCUGGAGAAACAGAGGCUGGAACAGCAGCUCAUCAUGCUGCGCAACAAGGAGAAAGGGAAAGAGAGAAGUAGUUUGGGGAAAGCAGGAUUUCACACACUAUCUGUGUCAACUUUGCCAGGUGCCAUAGCCAGCACACAGGUCAAGCUGAAGCUCCAGGAGUUCCUGCUGAACAAAAAGGAACCCCCAUCUGGCGUGAUCAACCAUUCAUUUCCUCAAAAGUGCUGGGGUGCUCACCACACAUCUAUAGACCAGAGCUCCCCUCCACAGAGCAACACCCCAGGCACACCCCCUUCUUAUAAACUGCCCCCCCUGCUUGGGACCUACGAGGGCAAGGAUGACUUCCCUCUCCGCAAAACAGCAUCGGAGCCCAAUCUGAAGGUGCGCUCUCGCUUAAAACAGAAGGUGGCUGAGAGGAGGAGCAGUCCUCUGCUGCGCCGCAAGGACGGCACCGUGAUCAGCACCUUUAAAAAAAGAGCCAUCGAGAUCUCAGUUUCGUCUAUGUGCAGCAGCGCCCCUGGCUCGGGCCCAAGCUCCCCCAAUAGCUCCAACAGUGCCAUCUCUGAAAACGGCUCCAGCGGCUCUGUCCCAAAUAUCCACGCCGAGCAGCUGCGGUCUCUACACCAGACUUUGAAUGCAGACGGGGCGGUAAGCCCGCUCAGCCUGUACACGUCUCCAUCCCUGCCCAACAUCUCUCUGGGUCUACCAGCUAACGCACACAUCACAGCUCCUCAGAAGCUGGGAGCUCAGCAGGACGCAGACCGACAGAUACCGUCAGUACGACAGGGUGGAGUGCUUGGCAAGUUCGGCAGCGUCUCCUCCGUGUCUGUAUGUCUGGAACCAGAGCCCCAAUCUGCCCCCAACAGUCACGGUGGCCACAACUCUCUACUGCAGCACGUACUUCUGCUGGAGCAAGCUCGCCAACAGAACGCCCUCCUCGCAGUGCCCAUGUAUGGCCAGUCACCCCUGGUAACCGGCGAACGGGUGACCAACAACAUGCGCACGGUGAAUAAGCUGCCGAGACACCGUCCUCUCAGCCGCACGCAGUCAGCUCCGUUACCACAGACGCCACAGGCCCUGCAGCAUCUGGUUAUACAGCAGCAGCACCAUCACUUCCUGGAGAAGCAGAAACACUACCAGCUAAACAAGAUUCUAUCCAAAGGGACGGAGCUCCCUCGUCAACCUCCCACCCAUCCCGAGGAGACCGAGGAGGAGCUUACCGAGACCGCAGAGAUGAUGGAGGAGCAAGGGGACAGGCCCGAGCACGUUAGGGAGGGACUACACAAAGACAGUUCAGGCGAAACCACACCCCCUUCUGAACGCGUGGUUCCUCAUAAAGGCGAGAGCACUGAAAGCGACCUGGAGGAAGAGGAGGACGAAGAUGAAGCCAUCGAGCUGAAGGAGUGCUAUGAAGAAGGCUCUCCCUAUGGGCAGUUCUCAGAUCAGCAGCACCUGCAGCAGCUGAAUGUAUUCCAGGCAUCCCUGUCCAUCACCAGAAUGCCACACAGGCCACUGGGAAGGGCACAGUCCUCCCCCAUUACCUCCAGUCUUAAAGGGACACCUGUGGUCGAACUCCCACCCGUUAAGCACCUCUUCACUACAGGGCUGGUGUACGACACGCUCAUGCUCAAACACCAGUGCAUGUGUGGAAACACGCACAUCCACCCCGAGCACGCCGGCCGCAUUCAGAGCGUCUGGUCCAGGCUGCAGGAGACGGGACUGCUGGGUCGCUGUGAGAGGAUUCGUGGAAGAAAAGCCACCCUGGAAGAAAUCCAGACAGUACACUCAGAGUACCACACACUGCUGUACGGCACCAGCCCACUUAACAGGCAGAAACUGGACAGCAAGAAGCUAUUAGGUCCAAUCAGUCAGAAAAUGUAUGCUGUUCUACCAUGUGGUGGAAUUGGGGUGGACAGUGACACAGUGUGGAAUGAAAUGCACUCCUCAGGUGCAGUGCGUAUGGCGGUGGGCUGCGUCAUCGAGCUGGCCUUUAAAGUAGCAGCUGGAGAACUAAAGAAUGGCUUUGCUGUGGUUCGACCUCCUGGUCAUCACGCAGAGGAAUCUACAGCCAUGGGUUUCUGCUUCUUCAACUCAGUGGCCGUCACAGCAAAGCUGCUCCAACAGAAACUAGGUGUGGGCAAGAUCCUUAUUGUAGACUGGGACAUUCACCAUGGCAACGGGACCCAGCAGGCAUUUUACAAUGACCCCAAUGUGCUGUACAUUUCCCUGCACCGCUACGACGAUGGCAACUUCUUUCCUGGCAGCGGAGCUCCAGAGGAGGUGGGAGUGGGGCCUGGCGUGGGCUUUAACGUGAACAUAGCCUGGACAGGUGGAGUGGAGCCUCCCAUGGGGGAUGUUGAGUACCUCACAGCCUUCAGGACGGUGGUGAUGCCCAUUGCUAACGAGUUCUCCCCAGAUGUGGUGCUGGUGUCAGCCGGUUUUGAUGCUGUCGAGGGGCACCAGUCCCCUCUUGGUGGCUACAACGUCACAGCCAAAUGUUUUGGUCACCUGACCAAGCAGUUGAUGAACCUGGCUGGCGGACGCGUGGUUCUUGUGCUGGAGGGGGGUCACGACCUUACAGCCAUCUGUGACGCCUCAGAGUCCUGUGUAGCAGUGCUGCUUGGAGACGAGCUGGAUCCUCUGCCUCAGACUGUGCUUCAGCAGAAACCCUGUCCUAAAGCCUCAGCCUCUCUCGAGAGAAUCAUCGAGAUCCAGAGUAAACACUGGUCGUCAGUACAGAGAUUAGCUCCCACGGUCACUCAGUCUCUGCUGGACGCUCAGCGGAGGGAGAAGGAUGAAGCGGACACGGUGACGGCCAUGGCCUCUCUCACCGUGGACACAGAAAACACUGCAGCCUCAACACAGACCACCAGGGCUGCUGAUGAGCCAAUGGAGGACGAGCCAGUCUUGUAGGAACUACACGUCCACCACGGUGUCACCACUUCAGCGUCCACACCUGCUCCACAGCAACAGUCGAGCAACGCUCUUGGCUCACUCCUCCUUGACCUCCAUGCAGCUAUUUGAUCGCUUCCCUCCAUCCUUCAGUUGUUCCCAGGUGCUCGACGGACGCACACACCACUGCUUUCCUAAACGUUCAAACACAAUCGCGGAGGAUCAGGUAGCCGAGUGCUGAUCUGGGAACAGGACCUUUUUUGGGAAGGUUUUAUUAUUAUUUUAUUUUCCAAAAAAGCAAACACAUAGACCGCACUGGGACGUCCUUACGACAGACAGAGGAUUAAAAGCUUCGUACGUUUACCGUACUUUUGCUUAAAAUGGGAAACGCAACACACACGGAUACUACGGAAACACACUAACACACAGCGCUCCUGAGAUGUGGUCCGGAGCAUGGCUGAAACUCUUUUACUGAAUCUCCGUUGUGUCUGUCAGCUCUUAUGUACAACCUUGUUGGAAAAGCACACAAGACGUAUGUGUACGGAUAUUACACAUGUACAGUCAUAUAUGCGGUUCUACCUGUGCUCUACAAGCACACACACACACACACACACACUUUCUGUUCACGGCUGUACACGGAGGUCGAGUGCUAAGGUUCGGUGCUCGAAGAGGAAAACGCUUGCUAGUUCCACAUUUUUGGAGGGACACACACACACACACACACACAACACAUCAUGCACACUGAUAAACGCUCACAAGCACUGGCAGCACACUGACUGAAGGAUUAAAACAUCACUUUUGGUCGGUUUCUGGUCUUUCCUGGUGAUGAAAGGGAACACGGACGGACUCGGUGCCUUUUCUACUAUCGUAAACGCUCACGCUCGGAUCGACUCCUGCGUCAGACGCGCGCGGUGAUACGAAGCUCAGACGCUUUUGUGUUCUUUUUCAAACUGCCUUAAUUUUACGAGGCGAAAGUGCCGUUUUUAGCCAUCCGGAUGGAGAGCACAGCGAGUAAGGACUCUCAACCUCGGUCCUUUUUCCUUUCUUAUUUCAGGGUGUACGCGUUCAGCCCUCGGUGAAAGAACAACAGUCCCGAAGCCUUGCUUUGUCGUUGCCGUUUCUUUGACGUCGUUUUAUUUCUUUCGGUCCUGUGUCGUCCGACGGCAUGUGGCGUGAUCCGAUUGUACUGAUAACGACGACUAUUAUGAUUAUGAUGAUGAUGAUGAUGACCAACUUGUGUUGCGUUCGUUUUGGUCAGUUUGUCCACUGUACAUAACAGCUCUCCUCUUUUAUCUGAGACAUUGCAUUCUGUUUGUUUUCCAGAGUGUCUGUGGUCACUUUUAUAUGGAAAGUUUGUCUUUUUUUUUUUUUAAUCAGAACACAAAAACAGUGUUAAUAUACUUGGUCGGUUUAUAAAAAAGAAAAAGGAACGUGUAAAAAGUAAUGUGCUGGGUGCGGAUACACAACUGUUUGUGAUGUUUUUCUUGUUUUUGUUUUGUUGAAAUAUUCAUGUGUGUGUGUCACUGCGCGAUGAAUGUGGCAUCAGGGUUUUCAAUGCAGGUAUGACUUUUUGUCUUUUCUUUUCUUUUUCUUUUUUUUAAAAAACAACAGCAGUUACAGAGAUUUUAAUGUGUUACUCGAUACAGGCAAUAAGGUCAAACACCACUUACACUUUAGACACUACGCAGCACUCUGCCACCCUCCGCAUCACCACCCUCCAUUCAUAGAGUUUUAUUUCCUCAAUUAUUUUUGCACCAGAUGAUUUUUAUUUUCGUAAAACGACAGUUUAUUGUUUUAUAAACGUGUGUGUUUCUUUAACUUUACAGUUACCAUGCUUUCACGGGAAUUGUGUUUGGGCCAAUUUCAGUGCUUGUAUAAUUCAUUCUGUAUUUAGCCUUUCACUGUUACCAGACGUUCGUCCGUGUCAGCAAGUGACGCAUUUAAAAGAAAACACUUUUAUUAAAGGAAUGGUUGAGCAGUAAAUGAAACGUCCAGAUUUUACCCCCUGCCUAAAAAGUAG
This is a messenger RNA of Trichomycterus rosablanca, 6200 nucleotides long. It is a transcript of the gene hdac5, whose product is annotated as histone deacetylase 5. NCBI's taxonomy places the organism in Eukaryota, Metazoa, Chordata, Actinopteri, Siluriformes, Trichomycteridae. The transcript has 25 exons. Bases 800 to 4201 code for a protein of 1133 amino acids. Gene Ontology annotation, biological process: negative regulation of transcription by RNA polymerase II. The record is from RefSeq and is a predicted model, not a curated record. Gene Ontology annotation, molecular function: histone deacetylase activity.